Molecule: messenger RNA, 2600 nt
Organism: Syngnathoides biaculeatus (alligator pipefish)
Lineage: Eukaryota; Metazoa; Chordata; Actinopteri; Syngnathiformes; Syngnathidae
Product: oocyte zinc finger protein XlCOF6.1-like
Exons: 2
Coding region: 293-1561 (422 amino acids)
Cellular component (GO): nucleus
Source: RefSeq, a predicted model, not a curated record
UUGACCUCCCUUUUUUAUUCCGCGUCAAGGCUAUCUUGACCGCAGCCAAUCUUGCUGAAUUUGUACCGAACGUGCUUAAAUCUCACAUCCGGCCUCCAACACGACUUCACUGGACCAAAACAUCCUUCGUUUCAUCUUUUAUGUCCGGUUCACGUGGGCUCGGUUGCACGUCGUAGCGACCUCAGCCUAGCUUUAGCUUCGUUUAGCUUGCUAGCCACUAGCAAAGCGACACGUUCGCGCUGGGCGGCGAUCGAGUGUGAACUUAUUAAAGUGUUGGAAUUGUCGUGUGAAAAUGUGUGCGGCGACCACCGCAGACUACCAGGAGGAACUUUGUGGCGCAAAAGACGAGAACGAUCCACCGCGUCAACUGCUGGAUGACGUUAGCAAGCUGCAGCAGACAGCAGACAUCAGCGAAAAUCAUCAUCCAGAGUGGCGGCACGUUAAAGAGGAAGAGGAGGAAAAAUAUUUUCAUCACAUUAAAGUGGAGGAGGAGGAGGAGCGACAGUUUUUAAAUAUUAAAGAGGAAGAACAGGAGGAAAUCUACAAGGUUCAUUUGACUGGUGUCUCUUUGAAGAGUGAAGAUGAAGGUCAAAGUGAGGAGAACCGAGGGGCGGAGCCUCCCAGCACCGGCUCGAGUCAACGCCUGAAAACAGAAGGCGGUGAUAACCACUGUGGAGGAUCCCAAGCAGACGGACUCUUAGCUCCGCUGUCAGAUCGCGACGACACUUCGUCAGACUCCUCUCACGCCUCUGAUGAUGACAGUGAGGAUGAUGAUAGCGAUGAUGAUGAUGAUGAUGAUGAUGACGACGAUGGCGAUAUGUGUCAUCCUGACAACAAAUCCUGUAAAUGUUCUCAGUGUGAGAAAAUGUUUGCUUCUCAGAGGAAUUUAGAGCGACACAUGAAAAUACACACCGGGGAGAAGCCGUACGCCUGCUCCGAUUGCGGCCAGAGGUUCUCGCAGAAAGGAACCUUAAAAAGCCACACGACAACUCACACUGGCGAGAAACCGUUUGCCUGCUCAAUUUGCGCGCGAAGCUUCUCUCAAAAGGGAAACUUAUUAAGACACUCGAGAACCCACACUGGUGAGAAGCCUUUUACCUGUCCAGUUUGUGGUCAAAGAUUUUCUUAUAAGGCACACUUAAAAAGACACGCAAGAAUGCACAGUGGUGAGAAACCUUUUCCCUGUUCAGACUGUGGAAAAAGAUUCUCCUGGCAGGGAGCCUUAAAAAUACACGCAAGAACGCACAAUGGGGAGAAACCUUUUUCCUGCUCUGUUUGUGAGCAAAGAUUCACUGAGAAGGGAGCCUUAAAAAUGCACGCAAGGACGCACACUGGAGAGAAACCUUUUUCCUGCUCGGAUUGCGGCAAAAGUUUCACCCAAAAUGGAACCUUAAAAAGACACAUGAGAACGCACACUGGAGAGAAACCUUUUGAGUGCUCUGAUUGCGGGCAACGAUUCACCCAGAAGGGAGGCUUAAAAAUCCAUACAAGAACGCACAAGGGAGAGAAACCUUUGUCCUGCUUGGAUUGUGGGCAAAGAUUCGUGCAGAAUGGAAAUUGAUUUUAAAAAAAUAAUGGUAAUAAUCACACAAGCGCACACACUGGUGAGAAACCCUAUUCCUACUCAUUGGUGCGCAAAGAUUUACUCAUCAGCGUCAGUGUGAUCAAUGAAAGUCAGUUUCAUCGGGUCACGCACAAAGGAUGAUUGAAUUCUUGUGGACAUCAACACUCGUAGCAAAACAUUUGCCUUGUGUGAUGUUUUUGUGAUCCAUCCAUCCGUUGUCUGAGCUGCUUGUCCUCAAAAGGGUUGCAGGAGUGCUGGACCCUUACCCAGCUCUCAUUGGGCAGGAGGCGGGGUACACCCUGAACUGGUUGCCAGCCAAUCGCAGGGCACAUAGAAACAAACAACCAAUCACACUCACAAUCACACCUAGGUGCAAUCUCGAGUGUCUAAUUAAUUUUGGAAUGUGGGAGGAAACCAGAGUGCCCGGAGAAAACCCACACAGGCGCGGGCAGAACAUGCAAACACAUGUGCAGAGACUGGACAAAAUAUACUGCAAUACUCAGGGAUGAGAAUUUUCCACGGGUCCGCGGAAUUCAGAGUUUUUUGAGCUGAAAUUGUCAUUUUUGUGAAACGUGUAAAUCCGUUGAGAAAAUAUGCAGGGGUACGACUUGACGCGGGGCGAGGCUGUGAUCAAGACCGACCGCCGGCAUCUAUCGGCAACGCUUGUCGUGAAAUUAGCCACAGCUGUGAUCACGGAAAACGGCACUGCGAAAUGCUUACAGCAUUGCUAUCUGUUUGCAUUCAUUUUAGUGUUUAUAAUAACGACAGCAUUCCGAUUUCCGGCAGCAUUUUGCCGGUAUCUCGUCGGGAUUUUCACUCUGAUGUUAACGUUUCAUAAAGAAGCAUUCUGUUUACUACGGCAUAGUUAUAACUUAUAGACAUACGUACGCAUGUGUUAUCGAGCGGUCUGCAGGUAUGGUAUGGUGAAAGUCUCGGAGCGGAAAGAUGAAGAUCGUGCCAGGGAAAGUGAUAAAACCAGGGGGUAAAAAAAAAAAAAAAACUGUUUCAGAUGGACACAGCUUGAAAAAAAGUCUAA